Messenger RNA from Ipomoea nil (Japanese morning glory), 895 nucleotides. RefSeq names its product protein SRC2-like. Lineage: Eukaryota; Viridiplantae; Streptophyta; Magnoliopsida; Solanales; Convolvulaceae. Gene Ontology annotation, biological process: defense response. The transcript has a single exon. Bases 52 to 519 code for a protein of 155 amino acids. The record is from RefSeq and is a predicted model, not a curated record.
GCGAUUUCUAUUGUAUAUUUUUCAUUCCAUCGUCACAAACAUUAAGGAUAGAUGGAGUGCAGAAAAUUCGAGCUGACCCUCAUAUCGGCGAACCAGCUUGAAGACGUCCGGAGGCUCUUCAAGAUGGAAGUGUACUGCAAGGUGAGCAUCGGAAGCAACCCGCGGAUGGAGAAGCGGUCGCCGGCGGACCGGCACGGCGAGAUAAAUCCGGCCUGGAAUUUCUCCAUGGAAUACACCAUCUUGGAGGAGAUGAUUCAGCACCCAAACACCAUGUUCGUGAUUAAGCUGUAUUGUAAGCGCAUGCUGGGGGACAGGUACGUCGGGGAGGUGCACGCGCCGCUGAAAGAUCUCUUCGACUACGCCUACCACAGCGGCGGUAGCGCCGUCGUGACCUACCCGGUGAGGAAGGGCUGCGCGGAUUCUCAAGGCGCUUUGCGGUUUUCGUAUAGGUUUGGGGCCAGGAUUUCGAUUGAAAAGCUUCUCUUGGCGGAGACUCUUGCUGGAUGGGGUAUGCCCUGAUGAUUCCAUCUAUACCUGACUUAGUUUUGUAAGGUUAGAUGUUAUACAGGUGUAAAAAUGAAAGUACAUUUUUUUGGGUGACGAGAGAAAUCAGAAUUCACUAUUCGAGAGUGUACAUGGGAUAAGUUUAGCUUUGUGACCUUAGUUCGUAAAGGAAACCAGCCUAUGCCCAUAGUUGACAAUGCAACCAGAAAGGUCAUUAGGCCUGUCAUUAGAGUUGAACUAGUAACUUUGUAGUUAUUAAAUCAAUAAUUUGACGAACUUGAUUGGUUGUCUAAAAUCAAAGUUAAUUUGAUUUUCUGAAACAGCUUUGUGGCCAUUGCUAGUGUUUUUUUUUUUUUUUUUUUCUUUGAAUAUGCUUGUUUUUGGAGGUGUU